Molecule: messenger RNA, 3682 nt
Organism: Tribolium castaneum (red flour beetle)
Lineage: Eukaryota; Metazoa; Arthropoda; Insecta; Coleoptera; Tenebrionidae
Product: serine protease snake
Exons: 7
Coding region: 78-1172 (364 amino acids)
Biological process (GO): proteolysis
Molecular function (GO): serine-type endopeptidase activity
Source: RefSeq, a predicted model, not a curated record
ACUCAUCUAUUUUAUAAGUAAAUCCACCUACAGAGCGAUUAAUUGCAAAUCCCUAUCUUUGAUAUGUGCAUUUGAAGAUGAAUAUUAAAAGUGGUAUCACACUCAUAUUAUUAUAUUUUUGCUACAAUUGUAUGCCAUAUCAACAACACCAAGAAGGAGAUUUUUGUCGAAGGCAUAAUUCAAGUGAGAUUGGCGAAUGUGUGCGUAUUUGUAAUAAAAAUUACAAUAAUAGUGACAAUAACAACCUGUGUGGAUUUUCUCCUUUUAAUUAUUCCCUAGUUUGUUGUCCAUUAGUUUGGCAGGAAUCUGGUUCAAGGAGUGAAAAAAAAUGUGUUGAUUACUAUUUACACUACGAAGCGGUUUACCCAAAUGUUGAUAUCAAUUUGGCAAAAGCUUUACCUCGAGAAUUCCCUCAUAUGGCAGCGAUUGGUUUUGGUGAAAAAACCAACAUCUCAUGGCUAUGUGGAGGAUCUUUGAUAAGUUUCGACUUUGUUCUUACUGCAGCACACUGCAUUCACACUUUGGAUUAUGGUCAAGUUAAAUGGGUACGUCUCGGUGAUUUGGACCUGAAAAAUACAACAGAAGAUGCCGAUCCUAGAGAUUUUGCAGUGACACGCAUUUAUGUCCACCCCAAAUAUAAAUCUGCUUCUCAUUAUCACGAUAUUGCUUUGCUUAAAAUAAAUAGGUCAAUUUCAAUUAUUUCACAGUACUUUCGUCCUGCUUGUUUACAAAUAGAAGAGCGUUCUGGUGAUCAUUUGCAAGCAAUUGGUUGGGGUAAAACUGAUUUUUUUGGAGACACAAGCAGUCAUUUAUUAAAAGUGAAUUUAACUACUGUGCCAUAUAAAGAAUGUAAACAGAGAUUUACUUCUUCGAGAAGACUCAAAGAGGGAAUAAAGGAUAAAGAGCAAAUAUGUGCUGGUGAUUCUGAAGGAGGAGAUACCUGUCCAGGCGAUUCUGGAGGUCCACUACAUUACAAGAAACAACGAUCUCUUUCGUUUCUUGGUUAUGACAUUGACGAACAUUUUGUCGUAGUUGGUGUCACUUCGUUUGGGAAAGGCUGCGGUGUUCAAAAUUCAAUUGGAGUUUAUACUAAAGUCAUUCCAUACUUAAAUUGGAUAGAAGACAUCGUUUGGCCCACUGAUCCCGUUGAAGAUACUUUAAUUUUUGAUUAAAAUUUUAUUGAAACUUUUCUAUACAUUUUUGCAAGAUUUGUAAUUUCUUUUUUCAUCUGUUUCACAUUGUAAUUUUGCGAAAAACAAGAUGUAAAUCGAAGUUAAGAUUUUAUAAUGUUAUCGCCGGUAUUUUCUUAUUAAACCGAUAAAUAAAUAUUUGAGAAGGAAACUGAAGCAACAACGUUAUAGCAAAAUCAAUUUUUUAAAAAGUUUAGAAGUUUGGCCUGAUACGACACCGAAGACAUUGGUACAGUGCAAAAAAUAUGCGUUUAAAAGCUUUUAUUUAACUUGCUUUGUUGUUUUUCUGUCUGUCUGUUUCAUAUUUUUGGAACCAAGUUUGAAAGGGUUCCCGUUGUCCCAAUAAAUUGAAAUUUUGCAUACUUACUUAAUCUGCGUGACAAUGAAAUCCUAUGUGGUUAAAUACCCCCUAAAGGGGUUAAAUAGGGUUUAACGGUAUGUUGGUUAUUGGGAAAUAUAUAUUAUUACCUAAUCAUUUUUAUUAUGUUUUGUCGCUGUUUUUUGAAAUUCAUUUACCUUGGACGAUAGAGUAUAGAUACAGGAUGUUCUUUUAAUGCUAUCAGCUGAUUUCUACCACAUACCAUUAAACAAUUUUGCACAUAGCAGCAAAAUAAUGGUAUUACAAUAAAACGGCGAAACUAAAUCUCAGGGCAAAAGACGUUUAGAAUCAGUAAAGACUACAAAACAAUAAAUAAUAAAAAUGUUUUUUUUAGAAAAAAGCCUUUAUUUAAAAGAUGCAUUAAAAAGUAGAAAAUAACGUUUUUCUAUCAGAGGAGAAUAUUUUUGCUUAUAAAUUAGUAUUUUAAAAUUCAUAAAAACGUUGAGAACGGUCAUAAGUCAUAACAAUACAGCAUUACAGAAUUACUUUCUUAAAUUGAGCAGUGUUCCCACCAAGCGCAUUGCGAUUUUUUAAUAAUUUGCCCACAGACGCACAAAAUUGUAGAAAAAAUUAAAUAACUUUUGAACGAUUAAAGCAAAUUGCAAAAACUAGACUAAUUUAUAAAGCCUAAAAAAGUCCAAAUUUAAAUAUGUACAAAUAUACAGUAGGAAAUACCACAGCGAAUCUUCUCCUGGAAAAAUUCAGUCACAAAUUGACUCACUCUGUAUUUCAUAUUCAUUUUCUAAAUUCUUCAGUUUUUCGUUUUACUGUUUUAUCAUUUAGUUUUCUAAUGCCUUAAUGUUCUUACUUUUCUGUUUUAUAAUUUUUUAAUUUAUCACUUUUUCAGUCCUUUAGAUUUACAAAAUUUUAAUCUUACCGUUUUACUAUUUUUUUUAAUACUAGUUUUUAAUUUCUUAUUAAUUUUUUUCAGUCUUGAGUGUCCACAGUAUCAAGAUUCAGUUUAUUAGUGUUUUUCUACUUCUGAAGAUUUCUUACGCUUAAAUUUUAAUAAAUAGCAUAAUAAAAUUAGAAACAGUAAUAAACACUAAUUAAGUAUAAAUUUUUCUAAAUACACUUUAGGAGUCGUGGAACAAUUAGUUAUAGCAACAAACUUUACAAAAAAUGUACUGACUCAUACUACAACUUAACAAUAAAAGUAUUGCUAAAAAAUAUUAAAAUUUUCCAAAUAUUAUUUACUGAAAUAAAGUUUUGGAAAUGUUGUUGUUGGAAAUGCUAAAACACAUUAAUGAUAAUGAUAAUCUCAAAUUUAAUUUAAUUGAUAUGCGACCUUUAUCUAUAGUUAGCCACUUUUUACGAAUAAAUGUCUUGUAAAUAAGCGUAAUUAACAAUAAAUUCCUUUAUUUUUAUUUCACAUUCUAAAAAUAAACAUUAAAAGUCUUUUAUAGUACUUAUAGUGCGACAACUACAUUAAUUUUCCACCUGUAUAGACGUAACAAGUGAGUUUGUAAAUUAAAAAAAAGUUUUUAGUGGCUUGAGGAGCAUAUACAAUAACUAGGUACACUUUCAGUGAAACACAAUAUUUGAGUACAUUUUCCUUAUCACUUUAAUAUUUACUUAACUUAUCAAAACUUGCAAUAACAAUCAUUCAUCACAUGGAACAGUCACCAACGAUAACCUUUUAUUCGCUCAAAUCCACCCAAAAUGGAGAAACCAAAGUUAGACACUGGCAGAAAGUGUGGCAUCAUUAUUGUAUCAGUGACAAUUACUAUUAUCUUGGCAAUAGUAAUAGCCGGUGUUUGCGUGAGAUUUCUGUUGGAAGGAAAAGUUCAACAAGUGAUUUUAAUCAUUUUGAUCUGUGUUUUAAUCACUGUGGGUAUGACAAGUUUGAUUGUUUUGGAGGUACGAAGGAGGAGAAUUCGGAGAAUAAAGAAAGCAAAAAGGGCAAAUUAUGUAACAGCACCAACAGCACCACCGAUGGUUGAUUCAUCCACUUGGAAGUAUUCGAAAAAUUACAGUCAGAGGACCACUAUGCAAGCGUAGUUUGUGCAAUUUGAGUGUUGUGUGUUUUUUUAUUUAUUGAAAAUUGAACGAAAUUUGAGUGAUUGGUGUGUUAUUUUCUAAAGUGGAUUAAUAGUAAAAAUAUUGAAUUGAA